Molecule: messenger RNA, 1926 nt
Organism: Plasmodium vivax (malaria parasite P. vivax)
Lineage: Eukaryota; Apicomplexa; Aconoidasida; Haemosporida; Plasmodiidae
Exons: 3
Coding region: 277-1419 (380 amino acids)
Biological process (GO): positive regulation of DNA-templated transcription
Cellular component (GO): nucleus
Molecular function (GO): transcription coactivator activity; chromatin DNA binding
Source: RefSeq, a predicted model, not a curated record
CAAAGUAUGAAACUUUGCCAAGCAUGAAAAUUUGCGAAAUGACAAAGCUGGGAUGUGCUUACUAAGAGAAAGUCAAAAAUAAACAUGUGGCGCAUGCAUAUACAUACACGCGUACGUACAUGUGACUGCUUAUAUUUAUAGAGCUUCCAUUACUCCCUUGUAAAUAUCGGAGGACACGAAAAGGCACAUUUGGAAGGGUCCAUUUUGGGAAGGCCGCCUUAUGACCCGUUCAGUUGAGAAGCUCAGAUUUGACUUUGAAAAUUUCUUCAAAAAAGGAUGGCGCUAAAUCCGACGCUAAUUCAGGGCCAGGAGUUCCUUUUCCCGGCCAACAAAGGAUCAGAGUUCACGUACCUACGAAGGGAAGACGUCAAAAUGAAGCUCUACCUCCCCGACAGAACGAUAAAGGAAGACGGAAUGAUUUUCCUAACGAGCAUACGUUUGGUAUUCAUCAAAAGCGAACGGAGCAGAACGAACGCAAAUUUCAUAUCUGUAGAGUUCCCACUGAAUUUGAUUGAGAAGCCAAAAUUUGAACAACCCGUUUUUGGGUUGAAUUACCUCUCUGGUGUAGUGAAGCCGUUAGUAGAUCACCCCAACAGUCUGAAGAGUCCCUGCAAAUGGAACAUCGUUUUUCUGAAUGGACAGUGUAGUAGCUUCCUUAAUUAUUUUUUUAAGGUAUAUGAUGCGGCGAAGAAAAACAGACCAUUAGGUGCCCUGAGCGAAUUUAAUGAGCAAUUUUUUUCAAGUAGCAAUGCAUAUGUGGAUCCCAGUGACCCCACCUUCUUAUAUAUAAACGAACCUAACCCGGAAAGUCUGUACGGUGCUCAGGGAAUGACGCAAAAUCAUUACAUUUCUCCAAAUAAUCAGAGCAAUCAGGAAGUGCCAGUGUAUAAGAGGCCAUACGUUCCUCAGCAUAGCAAUAAUGGCGGUUCGAAUAACAUGCCUUCUUAUAAUCAGCCAAGUUAUAUGGGGAGUUACGACUCCGUCAGCGGCAGGGGGACCUACGGCCACCAGUCAUAUGGGCCAAGUGGGGCCAACGGGUCGGGGUACUCUAGCCAAAGUUACGAACCCCCCAAUUACGCAAACGCGAAUGCAAGUAGCAACUUAUUAUCUCACUACAACCAGCAGGGUAACAGGAAUGCGUAUGCCAACCAGGAAAACACAACGUCGCACUAUAAUCAACACAGUGGGUAUGUAAAUUAUGAUCAGAUGGAUAACAGAAAUGUGUAUGACCAACAGAAUGGUAACUCUGCACCGCACGGCCAACGCAUGCACCCCCUGUUGUAUAAUCAACCCAACAAUCAGCAAUACAACCCUGCGUAUAAUGAGCAGCUUAACAAUAUGCAUAGUCAGAACGGGGGUACCUCCACUUAUCCGUCGAACCAACAGUCAGGGGAGCGCAACGGUGGACAGGCAAAUUAGCCCAGAAAUGUCACGUAGGUGCUCAGUUAUGUGGGAAGGAAAAAAAAAAAAAAAAAGAGGAAAAAAUUUCGUGUAGCUACACCCAAUGGAGGAUAUAAAUUCAAAAAAAAUGACCGCAUGUUAUUUUCAUUUUUGAUGAUCUUCUCAUGUAAAAUGUUUAAAAAGGGAAUUUUUUUUUUAAUUAAUUAAGAAACGGGAGGAUGCCAUCACCCCCCCAUGUGGAUAUUUCCAUUGUGUAAAUUAUAUGUACAGAUUUGAAGUUACAUGGCCAGUGCGUACUGCUUGAUAAAGCAAUUCAGGGAUGUAAGACAAAAUCGUCUUAGAGAUUAGCAGUCCUUCCGACGAGAUUUAAUUUGCAACUUUUGUGAAGAAAAAUGGGAAUAUGCUGGGGUGUAUGUCGUAGCUGGGGCGGUUAAAUAGAUGUGCACCGCCUGCAUUAGUGUACCGCGCAGAGUGUUCAUUUGCACUGGUGUAGCUGAGAUGGGGAAGUGGCUCCCGUGUAACUUC